CUUGCUUAGAAAUCGCUUGACUGAGCUCAGAGUAGCUGUCUCCGGGUUCUAGCUGCUUCGUACUUCGAUUUGUUUGCUUAAGUUCUCCGUGUGUUAAUAUCAGUCUUGGCUGUCUACGUCUGGUGAAGAACAGAUUAUUUAUUGGUGACUAUCCUAGGGAAGGAGAUGUCCCAGGAAAUGCCUCAGACCAUGAGCCAAAUCACCAAUACUUCUUGUGCUUUGCAUGGAAAAAGCAACAACGCCCAGUUGGGCAGUUCCUGUGAGUGUGACUUGAAAAGAAAGGCAGGCUACUGUCAAGAAAAAAAAUUUAUUGCUCAGCCAAUAUUUGUUUUUGAAGACAGAAAUCAGGCUUUUAAGAGGCCAGCUGAAGACACUGUUGACAAAGUAGAACAUGGAUUCUCUGGCUUUUCAAGAAAGCGUGUCCGAUCUUCGUCUUUCACUUUCCACACGGCAGAUGCCAUGCAAGAAUCAACACCCUCCCAAAAACGAAUGAGAUCAUCUUCCUUCACUGUCCUUCCUACAUUUCCCCCUUCCCAGCCAGUUAAGAAAAAUAAUGUUUUCAUGACUACAACUGCUUUACAAUGGAAUGUUGACUUCAAAAGGACAGAAAAAGGCCCUUGGGAGCCUAGUCAACAAUAUCCCAUUCUAAGACCUGCCAUUUUGCCACCACCUCAGUCUCAGAGAUGUGCAGAAUGGAAUGCGUUUGGGCAUCCCAAGGUUGUGCAAUUUUACAAGACUAAUGAAAAAGCAAAAAGUGAGUUUUCUGAAGAGAAUUCUCACAUGGCAAGUGAGAAUUCAACAAGUACUCAACCCUUAGUCAAAUCAUCUACUGGCUCAACUCUUUUAAGUCCUACCCCAAUAAAACGUCAACCAAAUGAAGACAGACAUUCUUUACAAAGCCAUAGUUCUGAUUUCAUUUUUGGAGAAAACAUGAAUGAGAGAGUUUUGAGUCCACAAAAAUCCAUUGAGCUUCACCAAGAAAAGGAUAUGUAUAAUAAGGAAAAGCCAUUCUCUUCUACUCUAUCAUUUUCCCUCCACUUUUCAUGUACAAACUUUUGUAAAAACACAACUCUGAAAGAAUCAGCAGCUGCAUUCUUCCCCAAGCCAUCACCAAAAUGUAUACUGGAGAAAAUUGAAGUUAUAACAGGAGAAGAAGAAGAACAUAAUGUGUUAAAGAUCAACUGUAAACUCUUUAUAUUUAAAAAAAUAACACAAUCUUGGACUGAAAAAGGCAGAGGAAUGUUGAGACUUAAUGACACAGCAAACAAUAACUCUGGGAUGCUACAGUCAAGGCUGAUUAUGCGAAAUCAAGGCAAUCUAAGGCUGAUUCUCAACAGCAAACUCUGGGCACAAAUGGAGAUACAAAGAGCAAGCCACAAAAAUCUACGCAUCACUGCCACAGAUUUAGAUGAUUGCUCCAUCAAAAUAUUUUUAAUUCAGGCAAGUGCCAAAGAUAUUGGAUGCCUUUAUGCAGCAAUACAUCAUCGUCUUGUUGCACUAAGAACAUUUUAUAAGCAGGAAUUAGAUGUAAAUGAAAUUGAAACUGAGUCAGAAACAGUCAUCCAAUUAUUAAGCUGUGAUAGUUGUGAUGAAGAUGAUGAUAUGCUUAAAAUCACCACAGAUCGGUCAAAUACUUCUAGAUGGAACCACAGAUCACCAGUUGCCUGCUCAUGAUAGCCACCUAUGGUCCUGAUUACAGCUACAGAAAAACCAUUGAAAAUCCUCGACCAUUUCAAUGUACCUUCAAGUGAAAAAACAUAUAUUCAUUGAAAGGUUUUUUAAAAAUUGGUUUUCAAGAAGAUUAGAAUUUGGUCUGCUUAAUACAUUCCAACUUGUGGAUUGUAAUAAUAAUAAUAUUCCUACUACUUUAUAAUAGUAAUCUGAAUCUGAAGAAAAAUUACCAGAAUUUAUGAAAGCUUCAAACACAUCAUUUUCAGAGACAUUAUUUCAGAAUAUAACUAAUCAGUAUUAUUCAUCAUAUUGAUGGAUAGAAUAAUUAAAACUAUAAAUUAUUAGAGCUAAUAAAUGUCUAACUCAAAUAUUUUUCUCCAUUAUGUAUUAUCUCUCCAUAAUAUAUAUGUAUAUAUUAUAUACACCUCAAUAUAUAUAUAUUUCAUAUAUAUGUAUAUUUCAUAUACUUUAAGAAUUGUUCUUUUGAAAAAUACUAUUGUAAGUAUGAUCUAAGUCAUUAAACAAUUUUUACCCUUGGCAAAAAUGUUCUAUAUUUUCCACUUGGCUAUAUGACUUAAUAAAAUUUCAAAUGUGUAUGUUUAUAGUAACAAUGAGCUUUUUAAACAAAAAUAUUU
This is a messenger RNA of Antechinus flavipes (yellow-footed antechinus), 2306 nucleotides long. RefSeq names its product RAN binding protein 3 like (gene RANBP3L). Gene Ontology annotation, biological process: protein export from nucleus. The transcript is spliced from 16 exons. Lineage: Eukaryota; Metazoa; Chordata; Mammalia; Dasyuromorphia; Dasyuridae. Gene Ontology annotation, molecular function: GTPase activator activity. Bases 166 to 1674 code for a protein of 502 amino acids. Gene Ontology annotation, cellular component: nuclear pore; cytoplasm. The record is from RefSeq and is a predicted model, not a curated record.